CCCGCGCCUUGGCUUCCGCGGUGCCGCCUCAGCCCCUCACAGCGACGGCCGCGACCGCGGCUGAGUCGGUGGUGCCGGCGGCUGCAGGCUGAGCUGCGAGUUUCCGAUUUAAAGCUGAGCUGUGAGGAAAAUGGCGGCGGGCGGAUCAAAAUACUUGCUAAACAGUGGACUCAGAGACUGUUAAAAACAAACUCUACUUGAACAUCAUUUUACUGGUUAACCAGUUGCUGAUGUAUAUUCAAGAUGAGUGGAUUAGGAGAAAACCCUUUGGAUCCACUGGCCACUGAUACACGAAAACGCAAAUUACCAUGUGAUACUCCAGGGCAGGGUCUUACCUGCAGUGGUGAAAAGUGGAGAAGAGAACAGGAGAGUAAAUAUAUCGAAGAAUUGGCUGAACUGAUAUCUGCAAAUCUUAGUGAUAUUGACAAUUUCAACGUCAAACCAGAUAAAUGUGCGAUUUUAAAGGAAACAGUAAGACAAAUACGUCAAAUAAAAGAGCAAGGAAAAGCUGUUUCCAGUGAUGAUGAUGUUCAGAAAGCUGAUGUAUCUUCUACAGGACAGGGAGUUAUUGAUAAAGACUCUUUAGGACCACUUUUACUUCAGGCAUUGGAUGGUUUUUUGUUUGUGGUGAAUCGAGAUGGAAACAUUGUAUUUGUGUCAGAAAAUGUCACACAAUACCUGCAAUAUAAACAGGAAGACCUGGUUAACACAAGUGUCUACAAUAUCUUGCAUGAAGAAGACAGAAAGGAUUUUCUUAAAAACUUACCAAAAUCUACAGUUAAUGGAGUUUCCUGGACAAAGGAGACCCAGAGACAAAAGAGCCAUACCUUUAAUUGUCGUAUGUUGAUAAAAACAACACACGAUGUUCUAGAAGAUAUGAGCACCAGUCCUGAAAUGCGCCAGAGAUAUGAAACAAUGCAGUGCUUUGCCUUGUCUCAGCCACGAGCUAUGAUGGAGGAGGGGGAAGAUUUGCAAUCCUGUAUGAUCUGUGUGGCACGCCGCAUUACUACAGGAGAAAGAGCAUUUCCAUCAAGUCCUGAGAGCUUUAUUACUAGACAUGAUCUUUCAGGAAAGGUUGUUAAUAUAGAUACAAAUUCACUAAGAUCCUCCAUGAGGCCUGGCUUUGAAGAUAUAAUCCGAAGGUGUAUUCAGAGGUUUUUUAGUCUUAAUGAUGGGCAGUCAUGGUCCCAGAAACGUCACUAUCAAGAAGCUUAUAUUCAUGGCCAUGCAGAAACCCCAAUGUAUCGAUUUUCGUUGGCUGAUGGAACUAUAGUGACUGCACAAACAAAAAGUAAACUCUUCCGAAAUCCUGUAACAAAUGAUCGUCAUGGUUUUGUCUCAACUCACUUUCUUCAGAGAGAACAGAAUGGGUAUAGACCAAACCCAGGUCCUGUAGGACAAGGCAUUAGACCUCCUGCUGCUGGAUGCAGCAGUUCGGUAGGCAGCUUGAGCAUGUCACAAAAUCAAGGCUUACAGAUGCUGAGCAGCAGGGCCUACGGCUUGGGAGACCCCAGCACCACAGGGCAGCUGAGUGGAGCUAGGUAUGGUGCUUCCAGUAACAUUGCUUCACUGACAGCUGGGCCAGGCAUGCAGUCACCAUCUUCCUACCAAAACAACACCUAUGGGCUCAACAUGAGUAGCCCCACACAUGGCAGUCCUGGUCUUGGUUCCAACCAGCAGAAUAUUAUGAUUUCACCUCGUAAUCGUGGGAGUCCAAAGAUGGCGUCACAUCAGUUUUCUCCUGUUGCAGGAGUACAUUCUCCCAUGGGAUCUUCUGGCAAUACAGGGAGCCACAACUUUUCCAGCAGCUCUCUCAGUGCCCUGCAAGCCAUUAGUGAGGGUGUGGGGACUUCUCUUUUAUCUACUUUGUCUUCACCAGGACCCAAACUGGAUAACUCUCCCAAUAUGAAUUUAACCCAACCAAGUAAAGUGAGCAGUCAGGAUUCUAAGAGUCCCUUAGGCUUGUACUGUGACCAGAAUCCAGUGGAGAGUACAAUGUGUCAGUCAAAUAGCAGAGAUCACCUCAAUGACAAAGAAAGUAAGGAGAGCAGUGGUGAAGGGGCAGAGAAUCAGAAGGGUCCUUUGGAAAGCAAAGGUCAUAAAAAAUUACUGCAGUUACUCACCUGCUCUUCUGAUGACCGAGGCCAUUCCUCCUUGACCAGCUCCCCCUUGGAUUCAAGUUGUAAAGACUCUUCCAUUAGUGUCACCAGCCCCUCUGGAGUCUCUUCCUCAACAUCUGGAGGAGUGUCCUCCACAUCCAAUAUGCAUGGGUCACUGUUGCAAGAGAAGCACCGGAUUUUGCAUAAGUUGCUGCAGAAUGGGAAUUCACCAGCUGAAGUGGCCAAGAUUACUGCAGAAGCCACUGGAAAAGACACCAGCAGUAUAAUUGCUUGUGGGGAAGGAACUGUCAAGCAGGAGCAGCUGAGUCCUAAGAAGAAGGAGAAUAAUGCACUUCUAAGAUACUUGCUGGACAGGGAUGAUCCCAGUGAUACACUCUGUAAAGAAUUACAGCCCCAAGUUGAAGGAAUGAAUAAUAAAACGAGUCAGUGCAGCAGCUCCACUAUUCCCAGCUCAACUCAAGAGAAAGACCCUAAAAUUAAGACGGAAACAAGUGAAGAGGGAUCUGGAGACUUGGAUAAUCUAGAUGCUAUUCUUGGUGAUCUGAGUAGUUCUGACUUUUACAAUAACCCUAUAUCGACAAAUGGUAGUCAUCUGGGGAGCAAGCAACAGAUGUUUCAAGGAACUAAUUCUCUGGCAGGCUUGAGAAGUCCACAGUCUGUGCAGUCCAUUCGUCCUCCAUAUAGCCGAGCAGUUUCUCUAGAUAGCCCUGUUACCGUUGGCUCAAGUCCUCCAAUAAAGAAUAUCAGUGCUUUCCCCAUGUUACCAAAGCAGCCCAUGUUGGGUGGGACUCCAAGAAUGAUGGAUAGUCAGGAAAAUUAUGGCUCAAACAUGGGUGGACCAAACAGAAAUGCAACUGUGAGCCAGACUCCUACCUCAGGAGACUGGGGCUUACCAAAUUCAAAGGCCAGCAGAAUGGAACCUGUGAGUUCAAACUCCAUGGGAAGACCAGGAGGAGAUUACAGUGCUUCUUUACCCAGUUCUUUACCCAGACCAUCAAUGGGAAGUGCUAUGCCAGCCUUGCCUCUUCGGUCAAAUAACAUACCAAGUGCAAGGCCAGUGUUGCUGCAGCAGCAGCAUCAGCAGCAGGAGCAGCAGCAGCAGCUUCAGAUGAAGCCUGGUGAGAUUGCCAUGGGAAUGGGGGUCAAUCCGUAUGGCCAAGCAGCACCAUCUAGUCAACCAGGUUCCUGGCCAGAUGGCAUGCUGUCCAUGGAACAGGGCCCUCAUGCAACUCAAAAUAGACCAAUUCUUAGGAAUUCUCUGGAUGAUCUCCUUGGGCCACCUUCUAACCUGGAAGGCCAGAGUGAUGAAAGAGCUCUGUUGGACCAGCUGCACACACUCUUGAGCAACACGGAUGCAACAGGCCUGGAAGAAAUUGACCGAGCUUUGGGAAUCCCAGAACUUGUGAAUCAGUACUGGGAAUCAAACUUGGGACUUCGCGCUUGCAAGGCAGGCGCCGGAACCACUGAGGGACAAGCUUUGGAGCCCAAACAGGAUGCUUUCCAAGGCCAGGAAGCAGCAGUAAUGAUGGAUCAGAAGGCAGCAUUGUAUGGGCAGACAUACCCAACACAGGGGCCUCCAAUGCAGGGAGGCUUUAAUCUCCAGGGACAAUCACCAUCUUUUAACUCUAUGAUGAAUCAGAUGAGCCAGCAAGGCAGUUUUCCUCUCCAAGGAAUGCAUGCUAGGGCCAACAUCAUGAGACCCCGGACAAACACGCCAAAGCAACUUAGAAUGCAGCUUCAACAGAGACUGCAGGGCCAACAGUUCUUGAAUCAGAGCCGGCAGGCACUUGAAAUGAAGAUGGAAAACCCCACUGGUGGUGCUGCUGCAGUGAUGAGGCCCAUGAUGCAGCCCCAGGUGAGCUCCCAGCAGGGUUUUCUAAAUGCCCAGAUGGUUGCCCAGCGCAGCAGAGAGCUGCUAAGUCAUCACUUCCGACAACAGAGGGUGGUGAUGAUGAUGCAGCAGCAACAGCAACAGCAACAGCAGCAAAGUCAAGCCUUCAGCCCACCUCCAAAUGUGACUGCUUCCCCCAGUAUGGAUGGCGUUUUGGCAGGACCUGCAAUGCCACAGGCUCCACCACAGCAGUUUCCAUACCCACCAAAUUAUGGAAUGGGACAACAACCAGAUCCAGCCUUUGGUCGAGUGCCCAGUCCUCCUAAUGCAAUGAUGUCAUCAAGAAUGGGUCCAUCCCAGAACCCUGUGAUGCAGCACCCACAGACUGCACCCAUGUAUCAGUCCUCAGAAAUGAAGGGCUGGCCAUCAGGAAACUUGGCCAGAAACAGCUCCUUCCCCCAGCAGCAGUUUGCCCACCAGGGGAAUCCUGCAGCCUAUGGUAUGGUGCACAUGAAUGGCAGCAGUGGUCACUUGGGACAGAUGAACAUGAACUCUAUGCCCAUGUCGGGCAUGCCCAUGGGUCCUGAUCAGAAAUAUUGCUGACAUUGCCAUACCCGGACCUCUACGGAAAUCACUGUACAAAUGCUACUGCUGUAGGAUUAUUGGGAGGUAAAGAAUCAUUGUUCAGGCAUCCACUUGUGAAGCGAGGACCAGCUUUGAUCUCCAUCAGGGAUAUUUCACGUUAUGUCAUUUGAGCAGGACUGACUCUUAAGCUGAAGUGCAGCAUCUUUUUUGUUGUUGUGUCCUCCUGUACUUUUGUAUAUCAUGGUGUUCGAAACAGAGUAUUUUUGACAUUCUGCCUCCUAGGGAUGUGAUUACAAUGUUCUCCUGUGUCACUUUCUUCUGCCUUGCUAGCCAAAGUCUUUUCAGCUAAAUGUAGGUGGGCCAGAGAGCAGAGGAGAGAUCAGCACAUCUCUAGUUUCUCUAGUUAGAGUAUUGGACAGGGAGCAUAGUUCCAGCCUUCAAGUGUUUUAUUCCAUAAAGUAAUUUUAUGCUGCCCUUUAUGCAGUGGAAUUGGUAUUUCUGAGUUUUUGUUCUUUGCUGAUUGAUUUGCUCUGUCCCUAGUUUUUACUGUCCUAGGUCUUCUAAUGAACAUUUUCAUUUGGCCCUAAGGUCCUGUGAUGACUUCACCUACAGGGUUUGUCAUUGAUGUCCAGUAGCUUUGCAGAAGGGAAAAUGAGAUGACAGUAUUUAAUUGCAUUGGUGGCAGUUUUUUGUAUGCUAACGUGCAGCUGAGUGCACUUUAAGUAAAUAAGUAAUGGAUAAAUGCAAUAUUCUUGAGGUCUUGAGGAAUGGUGAACCACAUUCCUGGUUUUUGUCUACACUAAUCUGUUGGACAAGAGCUAUGAUUUUUUUAAGUACUGGUGUCACCCUUUGCCUAUAUGGUAGAGCAAUAAUGCUUUUUGAAAAUAAACUUCUGAAACUCUUAAGGCCAGGUACUGCCUUCUGAAUCAGAAGUUUGCAGUGUUUCUGUGAAUAAUUUUUUUGUAAAUACGACCCAUUAAGAUAUUGUAUUAUGUAAAAUAUGUAUAUACCUUUUUUGUAGGUCACAACAACUCAUUUUUACAGAGAUUGUGAAGCUGAAUAUUUAACAUUUGUCAAUUUUUAGUGAGCUCUAUGUGGUGAGGAUUCAAACAAGAUCCCCUGAAUCACCUGGGUGUGGGGGUGGAGGGACGAUAAGGGUCCAGUUUUUCCUCUCCCCCAGCAUUAGAUGCCUCACUCUUUUCAUUUUCUCAAUCUAAAUGCUUUUUAAAGAGAUCGUUUAGAUGUAAGUGAGCAUUUAAAUUUUUUUUUUUAAUUCCUCUACCAGAGAACUAAGCACUUUGUUAAUUUGGGGGGGGGAAUAAAUAGAUAUGGAGAAAUAAAGAAAAAAAAGAAAUCAGGAAUUUGAAGAAAAGCAAUUUGGUUAAAAAAAAUCUUUUGGAUUUUAAGCAGUCCAUAAAUCAUCUUUCCUUUUGUAAAAUUUAAGUACUGUGUUGUCUUUUCAUCCAUUAUAGGAGUGCUGUAAGAUUUUGGUUGCUAGGAGCUGAAUCAACAUUGAGAUUGCAGGAAUAGACUCCUUGGUAUGUGGUUUCUGGUGUCUGCUCAGCUAUCUUAUCAUUUUUCUAAUAUGGCGUUUUCAUUACAUCUCUGCAAAUUAGAAUAGCGUCACUGUUCUUAAGGAGCUUAGUACCCAGAACAGAUAUUGUGUUGCAGUAAUUCAGAACCAUAGUCCGAGCACCUUUGUUACCCCUCCUCCCAAUCUCCUCUGCCAUUUUGUGCUGUUGCCUAUCCUUGACAUUCUAGUCAGUCUGGAGUAGGGGAAAAAAAUCAAGUUUAAUUCCCUUUACUGAGUUAUUCUAUUAGGUUCAAACGGUGGAAUGAAAUUUGGGUUUUGGAAUAUCUAUAAAUUUCAAAUGUCUUUGAUAUCAUUUUCUAGCAAUAUCUGAGAACCAGUUAAGUUUUUUGAAUUUCACACAUUUAGCAAAACUUUCUAGAUGUGUCUGAAGGUAAGAUAAUUUACUUUCUUUGAUAUGCUUAAGAAUAAACGAAGCUCCCUAUUUCCAGAACCUCACCUAGAAUGGAUUUUAUUUUUCCAGCACUUGCAGGCCAUUAUGAGUUUGCCAUUCUUAUCCCUUCCCCACAGGUUAAAAAUAAAUCUCAGAUUUUAAAAUCAUAAACUGCCAUUGUACAGCUUGUGGUUUUCAGUUGAUAUCUUCUUUUUGGGUCACAGAGGCAUAGCUCAGUGUCUCUCAGUCCAGGCAGGUUGGGUGUGUCUGAGCCUUCCUCAGGCUAAUUGUCUACAUGAGGACAGAAUGGUGCUCCUACCUUUCUUGACUUUUAAGAGUUAUUCAAAACAAAGCUUUGUGGUUCUUUUUUCAGUCCUGACUCCAGGCUACAUAGAAGGCAGCAGCGUCCCAUUUUUCUAUGGGAAAAACAUGUUUAUCAUAAGUUUUUAUAUUUUCUACUUGUUGAUUUUUUUAUUGGUGUAAAGUCAAGAUUUUGAUUUUAACAGAUGGAGUCUUUGAGAUAAUUUGUUGUUUUUACCUUUAUUAUCCUUUAAUCUUUUUUGGAUAAUUCUUUGUACUCCUGCUGCCUACCUCUCCUUGUUCUCAGCCGCCCCCCCCCCCCAAAUCCUUUUUUUUAAACCUAAGUAUUUCUUGGGUAGAGUAUAAGUAGUCUUUUCAUCUGCUUUUAGAUUGUGGGAUAUUUCCAGUACCUACUUUUUCGCUGAAUCCAAAGAUAUAUAAAUAAAAAAAUAUAUUUUAUGAAGAUCAAAAUGAUAUAAAGGAGAUACAUGUUUUUUCCUUUAAAAAAAAUAGAAGUUUCAUUGUUAAUGUUGAUAUUAUGCCGCCAUUUUUCUUAAUUGUCCAUCUGGAUUGAAGGGUGUAAAUAUCAAUAAACAGUCCUACUUAGUUUAUCAGUAAUGAAUAUAUAGAGUGAGCUGGGGUCGGGUACUAUAGAAGAUAAUGGCUUGAUGUCCUAGAAGUACUUUUAUCCAGAGGUAGAUGCAGCUGGAAAGUAAACAAAAUGGAUUAUCAGUUGCCCAUAUGCCGGUCCAGGCUCCUUUUUAUUUGCAGAAGCCCUGAGUUUUGUGUACAAGUGGGAAAUUCACAGGUGCAUAUAUCUUCUAAGAUAUAUGAAGAUUUACCCCUGCAGCGGAGGAAUAAAUAAGUUGUUUUCAACUCCAAGGUAAAUCAUUUCAAAUGAGAAGGAUUUUUUUUAUUCUUACCUCUUUUCUUUCCAGUAUACGGAAUUUUGAAGAUAGAAAUGUCAUUCUGAGAGCAAUAUUUAAAUUUCUCAGGAAUUGACUUACAGUAUUAAGAAUUAAUUUGAUUUCAAUCAAGUUUAAGUGUUGAUUUAAAAAAAUUGAAAUUGUUAUUUUACACUGCAAAGAAUUUAAACUACAUGGGAUGACUCACGAGAUGGGGUGGUGAGCUUCGACUUCUUCACCAUUUUGGAUGUCCUUGUAAAUAAAGGUUUCUAUUUAAAAUUG
Molecule: messenger RNA, 7987 nt
Organism: Heterocephalus glaber (naked mole-rat)
Lineage: Eukaryota; Metazoa; Chordata; Mammalia; Rodentia; Bathyergidae
Gene: Ncoa3
Product: nuclear receptor coactivator 3
Biological process (GO): positive regulation of transcription by RNA polymerase II; cellular response to hormone stimulus
Cellular component (GO): nucleus
Molecular function (GO): protein dimerization activity; nuclear receptor binding
Source: RefSeq, a predicted model, not a curated record